CCAUUCCACUCGUGACUGCAGAGAAAGGUGCAACGCUAGGGCAAAGGGUCAAGCUGAGGAAGAUAUCGCAUGCUGCCCUGGACACACGAGAGCCGUACAGUCAAGUCGAGGGUUUGAGCCUCUGCUCGCGAUUGGCAAAUCGUCUACCAGACAACGGGUGUGAACGUAUCGCGGCGUUCAUCGGUCAUCAUAGAAGCGGGCUCAAGGAGAGCAACGGACGGGGGCUGUGCAGGAAUUCCACUGAUCCUCCACCUGGCGAAGGAUUGAAAGCGGCGCCUUGGGCAGAGUCCAUGACAAAAAGGCCGACGAUAUCAACUCAUUCAGCGGUCGAGACUUUGUAGGCUCAUUAACGCUUUACGUCCCUCGAAGCUCUGAUAGCGAUCAAGAAGAGACGUGAGAGCGCUCAGCGGUCUCGUUGGACCUAUUGGCAUCGUUCGGGCGGCACAAGCGCACCAAGAAGAAGAAGGAGGAGGGGUAAUGUGUCGACUUUUGGUGUACAAGGGCGUGGAGCCGAUACAGCUCUCUCACUUGGUCACACGUCCGGCUCACAGCAUCAUCAACCAGGCUUUCGAUGCUCGUUUACGAUUGGACGCGACGCGAUCUGUGAAUGGGGAUGGCUUUGGGGUGGGAUGGUACGAUGCGUCGCACGAUGCAGAGCUAGGCUCAGCACCUUGCAUCUUCACCAGCGUCACUCCAGCUUGGAACAAUCAGAACCUUCAAAGAUUGGCGGAAAAGAUCAAAAGCCCUUUGGUCUUUGCUCAUGUUAGAGCUAGCACUGCGGGAGCUCUGAGCGAGACGAACUGUCAUCCUUGGAGGUAUGGCAGAUUGAUGUGGAUGCACAAUGGAGCCAUCUCGUCCUUUUCCAAGAUCAAGAGACGACUGCUGCAAAGCUUGCCCGAGGAGCUCUUUCUGUACCCGCAAGGUCAUACGGACUCUGAAUACGCUUUUGCUGUGUUUUUGUCUCACUUGCCGGAUCCGGCCAGUCAGAGUCCCACGGAUCACAAGGUGCUGCAAAACGCAAUGCUCAAGACGAUUGCAGAUUUCAAUCGCUGGGCAAGGGAAGCGGGCGUUGACGAGCCAAGCCUCAUGAACUUUUGCGUCACUGAUGGAGAGUCAGUAGUAUGCACUCGGUACGUCUCAUCUCGGACAGAUGAGGCGGCGAGCCUGUACUUUUCGUCUGGCACCUCCUUCUACGAGCACUCGCCAGGUACCUAUCGCAUGGUGAAAGCGGACAAGCGAGAGCGCAUAGUCGUCGUAGCUUCCGAGCCCUUGACAUUUGAGAAAGCAGACUGGAUGGAGAUCUCGACCAACACGCUGGUCUGCAUAACACCCAGGAUGAAUGUGCUUCAAAAGCCAAUCGUGGACGAGUUCCAUACGGAGCGAUUGGAGGAUCAUUUCAGAUCACCUGCUUUUGCACUGAAGACGGGUUUUGCGCCCAAUGUGCCUCUCAAAGUCGCCUCUGGCACGUCGGUAAAUGCUACCUCGAACGGCAAUGCUACCUCCGCUCAAAACUCGGAGAGGGAUAGGAGCACGAGCAGAGAGACGGUUUUCAGACCUUCAGACGCGUCUUUGAGCCAUUUUGUCGCUAGCAAUGGAUUGACAGGCAGCACGAACCUCUCACGAGACACACCGACUUCGACACCCCUCGCCACCUCUUUCGAUGUCGAUCGUGCAAAUGUCUCUCUUCGACAGACGACGCGAGCCGCUUGAGGCCACCCCGCAUGGUCACCUCGCCCUCGUUGCGUUUCAAGAUCGCACCCCGUGCACCGCCUCACUCCUUUUCGCCCCAGUCUCUGCUCGCGCUGUACAAUACAAGUUUACUCGGCAUGCACAAACGAUCAGAGCGUCCAUG
This is a messenger RNA of Ceraceosorus guamensis, 1852 nucleotides long. Its product is annotated as N-terminal nucleophile aminohydrolase. The record is from RefSeq and is a predicted model, not a curated record. The transcript is spliced from 3 exons. Lineage: Eukaryota; Fungi; Basidiomycota; Exobasidiomycetes; Ceraceosorales; Ceraceosoraceae. Bases 478 to 1710 code for a protein of 410 amino acids.